Molecule: messenger RNA, 1740 nt
Organism: Serpula lacrymans var. lacrymans S7.9
Lineage: Eukaryota; Fungi; Basidiomycota; Agaricomycetes; Boletales; Serpulaceae
Exons: 3
Coding region: 1-1530 (509 amino acids)
Molecular function (GO): protein heterodimerization activity
Source: RefSeq, a predicted model, not a curated record
AUGUCUGUCCAAGCCACACCCUCAGCGGUUUUAGAGUCUGUUAUACUGAAAACUCUACAUGCUCAUAGCUUUUCACGUUCUUCUCUGCAAGCAUCCUCAAUAUUGGCAGACAUUUUGUCUCGCUUUCUGACUAUUUUGUCCUCGACAUGUGGAAAAUACGCCGAGCACGCAGGCAGGCCAACUCCUACGGUACAUGAUGCACUAUGGGCGCUCGAUGAACUGGGUAUGAGUAUGGACGAGCUCAGUGCAUACUGUAGCUCGGAAGGGCUGGAGCUUGGAAGGUAUGUGGCCCGUAGUGCGAAGAGAUCAGAAGAGCUGCAGGAGUACAAUGUCUAUCUCAUGGACGGCCUCGAAUCUAGCAAAGACAGGGCAAUACCCCUCGUCUAUGCACCACUUCCUGAGUACGAUUUGCCAGACGAGGAUGACGAGGAAUCUGAGGAUGAAGACAUGAAAAUGGCUCCUCUCCUAAAUGGACACACUCAUCCGAUGCCCCCUCCUCCAUCUCAUUGGAACGAGAAGUAUCCACACGUCCCAUCAUUUCUACCUCCAUUUCCUCAUGAAAAUUCUAAAGAGGUCCAAAAACCUCCAUCGCCAUCUGUUCCUCACCCUGUAAAAGUAGAACGCCCCCCUUCACCGCUUCCUCAACAUGUAUCUUCAACCGCCAUCCCUGAUUACAUCACGCAGGUCUCAUAUUCUCAGUCAACCCUUGCGUCACAGCCAGAGUGGCAUCUUCCCUCUCACCCACCAUCUGGACCCCCUAUACGAAAUUCGUCGUCACAGACUCCAUCAACCCACCCAUCUCUUAUCGCGGCUUAUCAUCACAUCCUAACACAGCCACCACCGCAUACCACCUCCGUAAAUCCUUCCAAGCACAAGAUCUCUAUGGCUUUGCUAUCACAAACUCAAGAAAACUCGCGAUGGACUGCCCCUGAUAGUCUAUACUCCAGCGUCACACCUUGUCCUCCUAGAGUCACUCCAAUCGGACCUACCUAUGCUGUCCCUCUCACUGCUCUACAGGACAAUCGCGCUGGAAAAGAUGAGGCGAAAGAACCAGAAAAGCGUUUCCCGUAUCCUCCAACGCCUCCGCGGCCAGUAUUUACAAACGAACGCUCAAUAUUUCUGGCAUCACGGCAUGCAUCACGCAUACCAGACCUUGCUCGACAAGUGUUACCGGGUUCUGUUUACAUCAGAACCACGCGUCUCGCACACCCUCCAGCUUUGCAAAGAGGAACACAAAAGCUACACUAUGGCCCUGGCGUGAAUGCCCCUUGGAACGCGAAUUCGGGGACGUUGGUAGGCGCUGGAACUCCCACGUCACACCCUAAUAAAGACCCAGACGCGAGUGGUUCUCAAAAUGGGAAAGAAGUUUCAUCAAAUGUGCUGCCUGAUGCGCAGUUGUUUGCUACUUGGGAGUAUGAUGCGAAGCACUAUCAAGAAGCUCUACCUGUUGGUCGUCGGAGCAGGGUUGGAACAUUUAGCUCACCGUCGGUGGCACUUUCACUGGGUGGGCGACCUGGGAAGUCAGGAUGAUUUCUCGACGUGUCGAUAUUACCUGUUUUCUCAUUGGAAAGACGCGACCAACUACUAUGUAUGCCCUUCUUGAGCUCGCCGAGCGGAGCGGUGGUUCUAAAGCUGUUUGACUCGAGAGAGUCAACUGACGGGGAAUUUGCACCGUGAAUUACUGGGUAACUAAUUUGUGGGUCGUUAUUCAAACAUAUGUUACCGCAUCAUUUUUAAGCC